UUCAUUAUGAAAAUAUAAGUAGGCUUAUGUAUGACAAGCCUGUGUGACGAAUGUAUCGACGAGUGUGAUAAAUUAUCUUUUCACACAUUUUGACACGAUGACGAUGAAAGUAUAAAAUCUUCCUUGGAUUUGCGAGGAUACGUUGGAACUCCCAACACGUCCUCCCAUUACAGAGGAGAAAAAUCCUCUGAACUCGGUCACAUUAAGGUUUGCCAGGAAGACCAAAGCUUUCUAUUACGAGAGAGCAGCUAGUCAUGUUUCAUGACCUUGGAUACACAGCAUCAAAAAUGGCAUCCCUCUUUGAAUGUUCAAAGUCUUUGAUUUAUAAGCGUCUUCAUUCAGAGGGAAUUUACCAGUCCAGACGAUAUGCCAAUAUCGAGAAUACAGAAAUUGAUGCUGAAGUUUCAAAGAUCCAUAAACGCCAUCCCAAUGCUGGAUCACAAAUGAUGGCUGGAUAUCUUGAAGGAAAAGGCAUAUGUGUGCAACGUAGAAGGGUGCGUGAAUCUUUAAGUCGAAUAGAUCCUUCAGGGGAAAGGAUGAGUAGGUCAAUCGCUAGAAGACAAUAUCGUGUCAGUGGACCAAAUUCCCUAUGGCACAUUGAUGGCCAUAUGAAGCUGAUAAGAUGGGGUAUUGUCACCCACGGUGGAAUUGACGGGUUCUCAAGACUGGUGUUAUACUUGUCGUGUAGCAACAAUAACAAGUCAUUGACAGUUCUGGAAAAGUUUGUUGUUGCUUGCAAGCAAUAUGGUGUGCCUGGAAAAGUAAGAUGUGACCAUGGACGUGAACAUAUCGACAUUGGCAUGUUUAUGAAUAUUGUCAAUGGAUUGUAUGCAAACAGUUUCCUGACUGGACGCUCAGUCCAUAACCAAAGAAUAGAACGCCUCUGGAGGGAUGUGUUUGAACAAGUCAUAGAUUUGUUCUAUCAGCUGUUCUACAGUAUGGAGGAUGAAGGGGAACUGGACAUAAACAGUCCCACCCACAUGUAUGCAUUACAAUUCUGUUUCCUCCCAAUCAUCAAUGAUCACUUGGAGGAGUUUAGGCAAGGGUGGAAUAAACAUAAAAUGAGAACAAUGCACAACAAAUCACCACAACAGGCUUGGAUUGAUGGAGUGUUUACUAAUUUAAAUUCUUCCUCAUUAACAAUUUCGAACAUAUUUUGUCCAACUCCAAUACAGGUAUCUCUCCAGGACUCACUACAGGAGUUAGGUGUGGACAUUGAUGUCUCAUCAUAUGAAGUGGCGGGAAGUGUGUUCAGCGAAGAUCAAAAUCAAAUAUUACAAGAUGCUGUAAAUACUGAAGAUGACUAUCGUCAAAAAUUUAUCCUGUGUAAAAACAUUCUUGGCAGACUUUCGAAUGUGCAGCUUCAUGCAGUAACCAAUGAAGACAUCAGACCUGAUUCAGUGAUAUGACGGAAGCUAUAUGCCAAAAUAUUUCAUAUGAAAUGUAUACAGAAACAGUUUUCAUGUUCUUGUUUUAAUCUUCUUACUGUUGGCAACACAAACUACACCUCAACUGGUUUGAUGUGAAAGUAUUUUUAAAGACCAAUAAUUGAUUCAAGUUACCUUUUCUCCUGGUUAUAAUGGAUAAAUAUCAAUCAAAGUGUGUAAAAGUGUAAAAAUUUAGAUUUUUCAAACCUAAGGCUUUUGAACCAUCAAGCUACAUGUAAUUGUUGAAACUUCAUAUUUGAGCACCACAUAUUGUAAUUGUUCAAUGCACAGGUCACUGUCACUAAAAAUAUCAUUUGAUCAUUUUUUUCCUGAUAUUUUGUUAAAACAUUAUGAAGCA
Mizuhopecten yessoensis (Yesso scallop) is the source of this 1785-nucleotide messenger RNA. RefSeq lists its product as uncharacterized. Bases 255 to 1409 code for a protein of 384 amino acids. The record is from RefSeq and is a predicted model, not a curated record. The transcript has 4 exons. Gene Ontology annotation, biological process: DNA integration. NCBI's taxonomy places the organism in Eukaryota, Metazoa, Mollusca, Bivalvia, Pectinida, Pectinidae. Gene Ontology annotation, molecular function: nucleic acid binding.